This is a messenger RNA of Anopheles marshallii, 714 nucleotides long. RefSeq lists its product as uncharacterized. Lineage: Eukaryota; Metazoa; Arthropoda; Insecta; Diptera; Culicidae. Bases 1 to 714 code for a protein of 237 amino acids. The record is from RefSeq and is a predicted model, not a curated record. The transcript has 4 exons.
AUGGAAUUAAAGUGCAAAUAUAUUGUAAACAGCCUUGCGUGUAUCGUUUUGGUAGGGUUUUUUCUACUCUGGCCUGGCCAUGUGCAUGGUGCAGUAGUUGUGGUUGGGGCACGCCCGUACCUGGAAAGAGUUGCAAAACGCGUGGUAGACAUUUUGGAGGGUAGAUACAUUUCUGGGAGCUCACUACCUAUCGCGGACUAUGUAGCUCCUCUUCAGAUCACCGACAAAGGGCUUUCCAUCCAUGGUAACGUAUCGUUUCACUCUGCCUUCCUCGCCAAGGUCGAUUCGAUCGAGUUCGAUGAGCAAAAAUUUUCGGAAAUAUUUCUCAAUACGGAAGUAACGAUGCAAGGCGCUUUAAAGUGGCACGGUAUUGGGGUGGUACUGGACUUUCAGGCCUACUUAGAAGAAUACGAAGGGACGGGCACACUGUACGUCACGUACAAUCAGUUCGAUUUCCCAUUAAGAGUGACGAAAUAUUUCAAUUCCACUGAACCCACCGGGUCGCUACAAUUCAUGUCCAUAGAUAACUCGAACAGGAUCGUCACUGUAGGCUAUCCCAACAACAAGUAUGUGCAGUUAAUUUCACGAGCGAUAAUGACGGAUUUUGACUUCCGCGACAACAUGAUAGCCUCGUUUCGGAAUUGGAAUUUUCAAAAUUUACUGAAAGCGGUUAUCGACGAAAUACCAUUUCCCGAAGUGUGUUACAAUUGUUAA